Molecule: messenger RNA, 1235 nt
Organism: Physcomitrium patens
Lineage: Eukaryota; Viridiplantae; Streptophyta; Bryopsida; Funariales; Funariaceae
Source: RefSeq, a predicted model, not a curated record
CUUGCACAAUGCUGGAUGCAUAGAGGCCAGCCCCACACCUCAACCACGAAAGGCAGCACGAGGGGCUGGCAGGGACUCGGGACUCCCACGGCUCCUCGGCGCAUCCAGGAUUUCGGCGAGACCUUAGUGGAAAGGUCAGGCCUCGCCCCUAUCGCUGUGCAGCAGCAGGUGCAUCACCACCACUAUGCAGCGCUGCUCCACCCCCGAUCGGGUCCCAAGUCAGUAGAUGCUCACAGUGUCGAUGCAAUUGAAAACCCAACCCCACUAGCCGCAGUAGGAAACGGAACCGGAACUGUGCGACAGGACGCACUCCUCUCGGGCUUCUCCCCCACCCACUCCACACGUCGUGAGGUCUCGGCGUGGGAUUCGAGCUCUAGGUCUUCGUUGCCUGCCGUUCUACCCCUGUGGAUGGGAGUGCUCCGCUGCUGGGUGCUACCGUGAGGGUUUGCGGGUUGACAGUGAGAGCGGCAAUUCGAUGGUUUGAAUCGUGAGACUUGGAGGAUGGUGUAAGAUGGGAUCCGCAUCAGUUGAUCUCCCCUGCUUUUCGACGAGUAUCGAUAAUUCGUUAUCUGUUCCGUACGUUGGGUUGCGUUGCCGGUCGGGCCACGUUACGGUGAAGGGCGGGGGUAUUCGGCAUUCUUAAGUGCCCUGUUGAUUGGUGCAUGGUAAGCCGGCACACGACAUCGCCGUGGUCAGAGUUUGUCGGGAAGUGUGUGCUGGGUCGUUGAGGAUCUGAAGUCGUGGAGCUGGAGGCGUGGGGUGGGUAAUAUUGUGAGCGGAAGGUGCGAGGAGCUGGCGCGGAAUCGUGGGGUGAAAUCGUCGGUGGCGCAGCAUUUCAAGACGGGUGGGUCGACGCAAGCCUGCCCCCGCCCUUAGACAGGAGGGGUGGCAUUUUGGACUUCCAUGGCCGGUCGGUGUGAAGAGGUGGAUCUUGAAGCCCAGAGCAGUGACACAUCGCCGUUGCUAAUGGAUCAACUACCCGGUAGUGGAUCAACCACGCCUGCUGAACAUGUGGUUACAAUCCAACCUGUUACUUCCAGCGUUCCUACAAGCUCGUCACACGUUUCAUUUUCGCCAGCGGAGGCGCAACAAGAAAGUCCAAGCUUGGGUAUGUCGAGAAGUCUGUCGGCCAACUCAUUCAGAGGGUUGCCGUCAUUUGCGUCAACCACGUCCAAUUCUUCUUUGAGAUCAGGAAAUACGAGUAGUCAUAGCGCGCGACAGCGACCGAGUCCUUG